Molecule: messenger RNA, 3713 nt
Organism: Amoebophrya sp. A25
Lineage: Eukaryota; Dinophyceae; Syndiniales; Amoebophryaceae
Source: the annotation of a GenBank genome assembly
ACCAAAGCCCACUUUUCUAAAUUCUCUGGUUUUAUCGUUGACCUUCACCUUAACACAAAAUAUAUUUCUGUCAUCUCAUUUGUAACUCAGUAGACACCUGCUUUUAGUAAAUAACUUGUUUGUCACACAUGAAUAAAAGAGAUGAAAUUGCAUUUGCAUUACGCUGCUGCGCACUCACAACAGCAAUUAUUGAUGACGUAGCCAUUCUUUUGGCUCAAGUAUUUUUCUAUGAUCAGUUCCUAUCUUAUAGCAUCUUCCCAGCUGGGUACUAGAAGCAUCUAGGGAUGAAACAAAAGAUGGCCAUGUCUUCGACUUGUCAAGUUGAAGAGCCUCCUGUUUUUCAAGUAGGAGUAGCUGCUGACGCUGUUCUUUCAACUAAGUAGUACUGGAGCCUCCAGCUGUUCUUUUGAUACUCCUAGACCUAGUCCGAGUUGGACUAGUAGUAGUAGCUAGCAGAGCGAGUUGAUGAACGACGACAUCAACAUGAUACCGAGUCAUGAUGCCUCUUCUUCUGCUUGUGUGUCCUCAAACAAGUGGUUUUGCUGCGACAGGAGGUGCAAACGACCACAACUCUCAGUACAAGAGGACAAGAACAGAAGCGAAGAGCAAAUCCAGAUCCAGAAGAUCCAGAACGGAAUCAACAAGGUCAACAAGAUCUACAACAACAAGCGGUUGCGGACUUUAUCCUGCUCCUCAACAAGGAUGAUGUGCAAAAGAAAGAAGCUCAGUAAAUCGACAAGCAAUUAUAAGAUGAAUAAAAGAGGACAAGAUACCAGAGUAGCCGGCAGUUGCUGUGCUGUUCUUGAUGUUGCUGCUCUUCUAGUGUAUGACCUGUUGCCGGCAGCUGCUGCGGUGCCCCUGGUCAUAAUGCUAGUGUGGGACAUCAGUGGACGAGGUAGCAACUCGAGGGGUUUCUUCGUUGCAGCUACGAGUAGUGCUGGGCAAUUCGCCACCUGUGGGGAUAUCGUGAUAUCAGCCGCAACGCUAUACGAACAGGAGCUUGCCCGACGAAUGCAAGAAACCGGAGCACAAAAUCCAGGAGAAGGAAGGCGACUAAUGGGACUCCAGCAAACCAUGGCAGCCGCCAGGUCCAAGGCUCUAAGUGCGAGCACCCCAACGGACAUGCUAGACUUUGUCCUGAUUGUCAUACCGCCAUACUGUGGAAAUUAUAUCCCUCGAUACACAAAGGAAAGUCAAGAGUUGGACGCGCGCACAUUUGCAUACAGGAAAGUAUUUAACCAGAAAAGUCAGGCGGAGCAAAGGGAAUUUCUGCUAGUAACGCCAAGGCCGGUCGAGAUUGACCAACAAGCAGGACAAGCAGGUGUGGCGGCUGCUGUUCCGAAGGCAGCCUCACAAUGCUGCCUACCAUCACAAAGUGGGACGACAGCGCCUGGGCCAAGUCGUGACAUUCUUGCACAGAAAGCACACCAGCUGCAUGCAAGUCGAGAAUUGCAGAGCGCCGGAGCAGCGCAGCCGGCGAGAUUUCGAGGCACCAGGCGAGCGGCAAGCGCAGGCGCCAAGAACGGCGACGGAUCAUCAUCAUGUUCUUGUGACGAGGAAUCAUUAUCAUGUUGUGAGUAGGAACAUACUUCGGAGAAGUAGUAGGAGCAUCCUUCGGAGAAGUAGUAGGGAUGUCCUUCAGGGAUUAGUAGAGGACACUACGUUUCAGGGGCGAUUCGUAGAGGACACUACUUUUCAGGGGCGAUUCGUAGAGGACACUACUUUUCAGUUGCGAUUCGCAGAUGAUGCUGCUUUUCGGGGUUGACUUGUAGAGGACACUACUUUUCAGGGGCGACUCGUAGAGGACACUACUUUUCAGGGGCGAUUCAUAGAGGAUGCUACUUUUCAAGGGAGACUCGUAGAGGAUGCUACGUACUUUUCAGGGAAUGACUUUGAUUAUUAGUGCCGCAACACGUUUGACUUGACUUUUCUUCUCUCGGUUUUUGUUUUUUCUAGUUAGGUCUGCUCCACCAACAUUAUUAGUGACGCAACAAAUAUAGAUUUGCAUUUUUCAAAAAAUCAAAUAAUUAAGCACAGGAUGAAUUUAUUUCUAAAGCACCGCGCCGCUUUUUUUUCAACCUUUGCAACAAAUAACACAGCAUAAGUAUCUAUGUAUGAGAUUAAUAGCAUGGGAAUAUAGAAACGUGUCGCAGCAUAAAGAAGCACUAGCCUCCACAAGCUUCGCCCGGGUUCAAGUUUAGCACUUUUCUGCCUCCCACGGUCUACAGCCGCUAGAGUAGAGACAGCCCGCGGGUGGGCUGUUGCGCUCUGCAAAUUGGCCACGACACGAGCCGAGUGCCGGCGCUGGCCGACUCAGGUGCGUCGACUCGUGGGCAGAGAAUUGCGCUGCCUUCGUUUUUUUAUGGGAUCGCCGGGAGGGUCAUGCAAAUUCUUAAGAAUUUGCAAGACCCUCACGGCAGUCCAACAAAAAAACCAGAAGAGGGCCACCAGACACGCACAAGAAUCCGCAAACCCCAGCGCGCGCGAACGCUUCGCGGUGGCACCAGGCAAGAACGAGGGGCGACCUUGAUGGGUCAAACAAGAAAAGGCAACGCAUGGCCGCGCUGCUUGGGUCUCUCUACGCGCCUACAGCUGGCGGGGCUUCGUCUUUGCUUCGUCCAACGCCUUUCGUCAGAAACAGAAGGGCGCACCUCGCGGGAGGGUGGGGCGCCGCUGAAGGGCGGCGCCCCUCGUCAGGCUGACGGCUUUCGCCAGGAUGGAGACUGACGCCUUUCGUCAGACUGAUGCCUUUCGUCAGGCCAGCGCGCUGCGCCAGACUGACGGCCUUCGCCGGGCAGGCCGGCGCCCCUCGGCAGGCGCCUUGGGUCAGGCUGCGGCUUUUCUUCUGGGCGGCGUCUCUCGUCCGGCUAACGUCUCUCGUCAGACUGAAGCGCUUCGCCUGACUGGCGACUAAGUCCGCUGCUGGGCCAAGGCUGACGCCUUUGGUCUGGUUCGUUCGUUGAUGGCUUUCUUCAGCUUGGCGCUCUUCGUCAGGCUGAUGCGCUGAGACUGAGCAGGUGACGCCUCUCGCCAGGCUGGCGCACUACUUCGCCAGGAGGCUGCCAUGCGUCGGAACAGGCUGAGCCAGUGGCGCCUUUCUUCGGGCUGCGGAUGUCUUUCGUCAGAUAGAGGCCUUUCGCCGGACUGAUGUUUUUCGCCAGAGUGACCGCUUUCGUCGGGCUGACUUCUUUCGUCAGAGGUCUCCUCGAUCGUCAAGUGCCUAUCGCCACCUUUCUCUCGUCAGUUUUUUUGACAAUCAAAGGCCGCUCGUCUGAGGUCUGUCGUCGCGGGUCUCUUGUCAAAGGUCUUUUGUCAGCGGCCUUCUCGUCCGAGGUCUCUUCGUCAAAGGGCUUCCGUCAAGAGUCUUCUGCCAGAGGUCUUUCGCCGGAGGUCUUUCGGCAAAUGUUUCUCUUCUUCAGACUUGUGUCCCCAGAUUGCGCCACUACCCCAGUCGGCCGGGCAUUUUUCUGGCUUCUUUUCUGGUAGUUUGCCACGGGGCCGCAGCGUAAUCCCCAACAGGAAAACGGUCGGUGGCUAUCGGGGUUCGAGAUUGAGGGGAAGGGGCCGGAAGCUAUGGGCGAGAGCCUCGCGGGGGAAGCGGAGUGCUGUCCGGUGGGGUAGGCGGCGAGUUUUGUGGCGGUGAUCCGUGGGGCGGUGAUAAUAUAGGCUGACAAUGAAGACUAAUAUAUAAGAUAGAUUAAUAAGCUAGACUG